GUGGAUCGGACCCGGUUCGUGUCGAUACCACGUGACUCAAAAAAAAAAACUCCCGCUCUUGGUGACUUUUCAAAACCCUAAAGAGAGUCAUAGUUUCCCCCCUAACGCCGAUUUUCCCGCCGCUCUCACUCGAUUACAAAAAUCCUUAGAUCCCCAAUCUUCAAUCACUUAUCUUCAACAAUCUCUCUCUCUGAAUCCUCAGAUUCUUCUAUCUCUUUCACCAAGCUUAACCUAAUCGUAAACAUGAAGGAUAUCUCUAAAUCUCCGGCGAGAAGAAGCGACGGAUACCACCGCUACUUAAAACCAGGAGCGCUUGCUCAGAUCCGAAACUCGAGAAUCAACGCUAGAUCUACAACUACGACUACGAAAACAUCUCUCGUAUCUCGCUCCUCCCUCUCGCAACUACUAGAUCCGAUUUCACCAUCUCAGAACUCUGUUGAUGAAGCAGCGGCGGCGCGAAAUCUGACCAUAGAUCAGGUACCACAUCUUCUAAGAAAGAUCUACGGUCCUUAUAGUUAUCAGAGGAAGAAAUUAGCCGCUGCUAGAUCUGUCUCGUCGAUGAUGAUGAUGAAUAUCAAUCCUCCUAUAAAUUCAGUUCUUGUUGAACCCAGUAGUGUGUUGAGUAGUGAUGUUAUUGCUCAUUGAGUUAAACUAGUUUCUUCCAAAUCUGUAAUCUGAUGAUACAAUUGGGGUAAAAUGUUCAAUACUCUCAUAAGACUCACUAUAUGAAUCAUUAAAUUCUCAAUAAAUUGUGUGUUUCAAUCAUUCAA
Molecule: messenger RNA, 770 nt
Organism: Arabidopsis lyrata subsp. lyrata
Lineage: Eukaryota; Viridiplantae; Streptophyta; Magnoliopsida; Brassicales; Brassicaceae
Exons: 1
Coding region: 244-645 (133 amino acids)
Source: RefSeq, a predicted model, not a curated record